AUGGACGGCUUGCCAACACCACCCAACGAGGACUUCCUCGGUCACAAGAGACACCACACCAUCUCCAAGUCAGUCAAGGCCGUUCACAGGACAUCAAAACGCACCAGCUAUCACGGCCACCCGCCUUCGCCUGUCCAUGACACCCACUCAUCACACAGCGGAGAUGCCAGACAUAAGAGAGUGUGGAAGGCCUGCGAGAGGUGCAGAAUGAAGAAGACCAAGUGCGACGGAGAGUUCCCCUGCAAGAGGUGUAAGGACGACGGCCUUGUCUGCACAGCUGGAGUUCGCAAGAAGACCGAGUACAAGCAACUACCGCGCGGAUACGCAGAGGUGCUCGAGAACACGCAGUUUGCCCUCAUUGCCACGGUACACAAGCUUUAUGCUAUGGUCCGAAACCACCAGACAUGGGAUCUCGGCGAGCCAGAUCUCAACGACAGAGGCCAGCCGGUGAUUCACAAUAUUGCGUCCAAACUGGGGUGUAUACGACCCAGCGGGGACAUGGACCUGCCUCCUCAUGCUGUUUUCCCCGAAGACGAAGCCGGCCUCACCGAACUUGCCAGACAACUAGAGGAGCAACAGAGGAGAGAAGCCAUCGCCGCCCCAUUAUCCAGCAACGGCACCACCACUUCCAUCCCCCACAGCCACCACAGUAGACAAAACACGAUCGACUCGCGAACCGACGACCGGGCCAGCUCGUCCUCCCCCGAACUCGACCACUCGGACUUUGAGACCAGCAUGGACAACUACCGAAAAGCGACCUUUGGUACCACCACGGGAGCAACCUCAGCGAUCACCAUGUCACCCGCCAGCCUGUCCUAUCACGACUUUGACAUGUCCGGCUGCCCUACGCCUUCGGUGGACGGCAGGUUCCCACCGCACACGACGCAGUCACCUACCUCGGCGGGGAGCAUUCCCACCAGUCUGAACUGGCUCAACGCGGCAAGGACUUCUUCUACGGCUGUGAUGGACGCGCUGGAGUUUACCUCGCAGCCUGCGGCGCACUACGGGGGGUAUACGUUGGACAUGGACAUGCUUAAUCAGAAUCUGCUAGAGUCCGCGUUUGGAGUUGGAAGUGGGGUGGGGAUGAAGGGGUUGGCUUGUGCGGCGAAUCCGGAUGUCACGCUUUUGGGGGGAAUGGGGGACACGAUGAUGUACGGGGGGGCU
Molecule: messenger RNA, 1164 nt
Organism: Podospora anserina S mat+
Lineage: Eukaryota; Fungi; Ascomycota; Sordariomycetes; Sordariales; Podosporaceae
Exons: 2
Biological process (GO): regulation of DNA-templated transcription
Molecular function (GO): zinc ion binding; DNA-binding transcription factor activity, RNA polymerase II-specific
Source: RefSeq, a predicted model, not a curated record